This is a messenger RNA of Vanessa atalanta (red admiral), 3838 nucleotides long. Its product is annotated as glutamine--fructose-6-phosphate aminotransferase [isomerizing] 2-like. The coding region runs from base 244 to 2268 and encodes 674 amino acids. The transcript has a single exon. NCBI's taxonomy places the organism in Eukaryota, Metazoa, Arthropoda, Insecta, Lepidoptera, Nymphalidae. The record is from RefSeq and is a predicted model, not a curated record. Gene Ontology annotation, biological process: protein N-linked glycosylation; UDP-N-acetylglucosamine metabolic process; carbohydrate derivative biosynthetic process. Gene Ontology annotation, molecular function: carbohydrate derivative binding; L-glutamine:D-fructose-6-phosphate transaminase (isomerizing) activity.
AGUUAGAAGUCAUAGUAGAACUGGUUUUUGCCGAUGCUUGCUGAUAUUUACGAUACCAACAAGUAGUAUCUACGAUAACGAAACAUGAUGACGUGUGCUUUGCCGUAAGUGAAAGUAACUUAUUAGUGGUAGGAGUUAUAUACGAAGGCCUUCAAUAUCGGUUGUAUAUUGUGUUGCGCGCAGUCUCUCGUUAGUUGUGGUUUCGUGCACCCGAAUCUGCGUAAACGUUCUGCUCCGCUUACGAUGUGUGGAAUUUUCGCAUACAUUAAUCAUCUUACGCCUAAGACCCGGCGAGAGAUAUUGGAAUUGCUCGUAAAUGGAUUGAAACGCUUGGAAUACCGUGGUUAUGAUUCAGCGGGUGUCGCUAUCGAUGCUGCGGAUCAAAAGGAUAUAGCCGUUGUAAAGAAAAGUGGAAAAGUAGCCGCCCUCGAAGAAUUACUUCAAGAACGUAGCCUUGAGUUAGCUGUUGAAGAAACUGUAGAAUCGCAUUGUGGUAUUGCUCACACUCGUUGGGCAACUCACGGUGAACCGAGUGCCAUCAAUUCGCACCCGCAACGAUCAGGCGAAGACAAUUCGUUUGUUGUUAUCCACAAUGGCAUCAUUACUAACUAUAAAGAAGUCAAAACCUUCCUUGAGAAUAAAGGUUAUGAAUUUGAAUCCCAGACUGAUACUGAGAUAAUUGCUAAGUUGAUACACCACAUAUAUUACCAACACAAGGACUACAGCUUCCAGGAAUUAGUUGAACAGGUAACUCAGCAACUCGAAGGAGCUUUUGCUUUGUGUUUCAAGUCUCGUUUCUUCCCAAAUGAGUGUGUGGCUACAAGACGUGGUAGCCCUUUGCUUGUUGGUAUUAAAACAAGGAGGCGCCUAUCAAGUGACCAUGUACCUAUUAUGUAUACUAACAAUAAGGCAACUAGAGGAGUUGUGCCCUCCGUGCCCAGAGUUAACAGUCACGCUCACUUUGAGCCAGAAGAAGAAAGAGAUGUUGAAUAUUUCUUUGCUUCUGAUGCUUCAGCUGUCAUAGAGCAUACAAAUAGAGUGCUCUACUUCGAAGAUGAUGAUGUUGCACACAUUAGGGAUGGAGUUCUCAGCAUUCAUCGUAUGUCUGGCAGCAGCACGGAUCCUCAUCAGAGAGAAAUCUUAACUCUGAAACUUGAAAUACAGCAGAUUAUGAAAGGUAAUUAUGAUUAUUUCAUGCAGAAAGAAAUUUUUGAACAAUCCGAAUCUAUUGUAAACACAAUGAGAGGACGUCUAAAUUUUGCUAAUGGCACAGUUACUCUAGGUGGAAUUAAGGAUUAUAUUCCAGAAAUCAAGAGAUGCAGACGGUUAAUGUUGAUUGGAUGUGGUACUAGUUAUCAUAGUGCUGUUGCUACACGUCAGUUGUUAGAAGAAUUGACAGAACUCCCAGUGAUGGUUGAAUUGGCUUCCGACUUUUUAGAUAGAAACACACCUGUUUUCCGUGAUGAUGUCUGUUUCUUUAUUUCACAAUCAGGAGAAACUGCUGAUACACUUAUGGCCCUCCGUUAUUGCAAACGUCAUGGAGCCCUUAUUGUUGGUAUUACUAACACUGUUGGUAGUUCAAUUUGUCGUGAAUCGCACUGUGGAGUACAUAUUAAUGCUGGACCCGAAAUUGGUGUUGCCUCAACAAAAGCAUAUACAUCACAGUUUGUGUCUCUGGUUAUGUUUGCCUUAGUCAUAAGCGAAGAUCGUAUUUCACUUCAAAAGCGAAGGGCCGAUAUUAUCGAAGGUCUGCAUGAAUUAGACUCUAAAAUUCGACAGGUACUAGCACUAGAUGAGAAGGUAAAAGCUCUGGCCGAAGACCUUUACCGGCAACGAUCAUUACUUAUAAUGGGUCGUGGAUAUAAUUUUGCUACUUGUCUAGAAGGGGCCUUAAAAGUAAAGGAGCUGACAUAUAUGCAUAGUGAAGGCAUUAUGGCGGGAGAAUUGAAGCACGGUCCACUGGCUCUCAUUGAUGAUUCUAUGCCAGUUAUGAUGAUAGUAAUGCGUGACCCCGUUUAUACGAAGUGCAUGAAUGCAUUGCAGCAAGUAACAGCACGUCAAGGUCGGCCAAUCGUGGUUUGCGAGGAAGGAGAUACGGAGACUACAUCUCUCGCAUCUCGUGUACUUGAAGUUCCGAAAACCGUAGAUUGUUUACAAGGUGUUCUUACAGUCAUUCCUAUGCAAUUAUUAGCAUAUCAUAUAGCUGUUUUGCGAGGAUGCAAUGUAGAUUGUCCGAGAAAUCUCGCUAAAUCAGUAACCGUUGAAUAAUUUUUAUUACCUAGGUAUAAUAUACAUUAUAAAUAUACGAUUUGACGAUCUCUAGCUCAACUACUUGUUGCAAAGGAAUUUAAUAUACCUACUGAACAUGUGAUAUUAAAGAAAAGCAAAUUACAAUCUUUUAAAGGCCAAUGUAGCGGGAGCUAUUUGCGCUAAAUGACAAAACGGCUUAAGUGUUAAUAUACAUAAACUUACAUAUUUGUAAUUUUUAAUUGACUAUAAAUCGACAUCUUAAAGUGAUUACAAACCUAUAUCGAAAUUUUAAUAACAAAACGGAGAAUCGAAGAGUUUUAUGAAAUUAUUAAUUAAUUGAAAAUUUGGAAUAAUUACGUAUAUUAUUAAAUAUAUGUAUAUUAUAACUUUCUUAAGUGAUUUUUUAAAUGGUAAAAGUAAACACAUUUUUGUUAUUAUAUCGGCAAUUAAACAUUCCAUUUUUAAUGGGAUAAAAUUAAACUAAGGCAUUUUACGUAACAUUCCACUGCUACAUUUAAAACCGAUUAACAUUACAACAUUAUUAUCAGAAAAUAUAUCAAGGCCGUGCCUCUCGUUUGUUUGAACCAAAUCUGUUUGAGAGAAUUAUAUGAAUAAUUGUAAUAGUCGUUACAAAGCUCCAUCUCUGUAAGUGCCUUAGAUAUUCAUUUACUUCAUGGAACAUUAACAAAAUAUAAAUGCCUUUGAAAAUUAUAGCAUAGAAGUAUUUCCUAUGUAAAAAUACUCUCACUAAUAUUUUUAAGUUUUAGAUGUGAUAGAAUAUAGGAAUAUUAUUUUUCCAAAAACAAAAUGUAAAAAUAACAAAAUAUCUGUCAUUUUAAUUAUACAUUUUCAUUUCGUUAUAACUUUCAAAAAUGUUUACGACCAAUUUUGUAUAAAUAUUUUAUUAUUUUUAUGUAUUUAUGUAGCAGUAGUGAAAAAAUCGUUUUACUAAUUAGAAGAAUUAUUGCAUUUUAAGAGCAUUAUUUGUUUUACGAUUGAAGUAAAAAAACGGAAACAGUAGGUUUUGAUCUAAUUACCAAUAAACAAGGAAACGAACUAAAAUAAGAUUUGAUAACAAUUUGAUGAUGAGAUACAGGUAUUAAUAAAAUACAAUAAUUUGAGUAUUUUAGACAUAUUUUUAUACAAAAAAAUAGUAAUCCAUGUAUGCAAUAACAGUUUAACUACUUUAACAGUUCGCACACGAUACAAAAGAUAAACAUCCUGUUCGAACAUAAGCGAGUUUAAAAAUAUCCAUUUGUAGAAUUAUAUAAUAAGUAGAGAUAUCUUAGAAGUAAUUUGGUUCAUAAAAAAAUAUUUAAAUUUAAAGGCCUCUAUUUUUCUUUCUUAUUUGAUUUUAUAUAACGCGGUUCGCUAGUCACAACAAAAAAUAAAUGGUUAAGAAAGAAUGACGUUAAUAAUUGUUAUGGAGAUUUUUUGUAUGAUGUCUACUGUUGGACUCAAACGUAUAUUAUAUAAGAUGUCUAAAUUCAAAUAAAUAUUGAUACUUAAUACCUAGUUUAAGUUCUACUUUUUCUUUUAUUCGUAUAAGGUAUAUUUUUAAUGGUGAAACUCCUUUUUAUGUGAUAAA